Penicillium macrosclerotiorum is the source of this 2400-nucleotide messenger RNA. RefSeq names its product beta-glucosidase. The record is from RefSeq and is a predicted model, not a curated record. Gene Ontology annotation, biological process: glucan catabolic process. Lineage: Eukaryota; Fungi; Ascomycota; Eurotiomycetes; Eurotiales; Aspergillaceae. Gene Ontology annotation, molecular function: beta-glucosidase activity. Bases 1 to 2400 code for a protein of 799 amino acids. The transcript is spliced from 3 exons.
AUGACCUUGGCGGAAAAAGUCAAUCUGACAACUGGCACCGGGUACUUGAUGGGACCCUGUGUAGGGCAGGUCGGCAGCGCAGAAAGGUUCGGGAUCCCGAAUCUGUGUUUACAGGACUCCCCUUUGGGAAUCCGGAACUCGGAUCAUAACACGGCGUUUCCGCCCGGGAUCACCGUUGGCGCGACCUUCAACAAGGAUUUGAUGUAUGCGCGCGGCGUGGGAAUCGGUGAGGAGGCGCGCGGCAAGGGUGUGAAUAUCCAACUGGGCCCCGUUGUUGGUCCUCUCGGGCGCAAACCACGUGGUGGUCGGAUCUGGGAGGGUUUUGGGGUUGAUCCCAGUUUGCAGGCUAUUGGAGGGGCUCUGACCAUCCAGGGAAUGCAGAGCACCGGUGCCAUUGCGACUCUGAAACACUACAUUGGGAACGAACAAGAGAGGUAUCGGAUGAGCAGCAUUAUCACCAAAGGCUAUUCAUCAAAUAUCGACGACCGGACGCUGCAUGAACUAUACCUUUGGCCCUUUGCUGAGGGAGUUCGCGCAGGUGUUGGAUCUAUAAUGACCGCUUACAACGAUGUCAACACUUCUGCUUGUAGCCAAAAUAGCAAGUUGAUCAAUGGCAUCCUUAAAGAUGAGCUAGGCUUUCAAGGAUUUGUCAUGACGGACUGGUUUGGUCAUUAUACUGGCGUCGCUUCUGCCCUCGCUGGCCUCGACAUGGCUAUGCCCGGUGACGGUGCCGUGCCUUUACUGGGUGAUAGCUACUGGGGGUCUGAAUUGUCGCGCUCUGUUCUGAAUGGCAGCAUCCCAGUCUCAAGACUGAAUGAUAUGGUCACUCGAAUCGUGGCUACAUGGUACAAAAUGGGCCAAGAUCAAGACUAUCCCUUGCCUAAUUUCUCAACCAAUACCGAAGAUGCAACUGGAGAGCUAUAUCCUGGCGCAUUAUUCUCUCCCUCUGGCGUCGUCAACCAGUACGUCAAUGUUCAGGGCGACCAUAAUAUCACCGCCAGAGCUGUGGCUCGUGAAGCCAUCACGUUAUUGAAGAACGACGAUGAUAUACUUCCACUGCAAAAGAAUGAUUCAUUAAAGGUGUUUGGGACUGAUGCCGGAGCAAACUCGGGGGGCCUGAAUUCCUGCAGUGACCAAGGAUGUGACAAGGGUGUCCUGACUAUGGGAUGGGGUAGCGGAACUUCUAGGCUUCCUUAUCUUAUUACCCCUGAGGAAGCUAUCGGAAACAUGACCAACAACGUAGAGUUCUACAUUACCGACUCAUUUCCGUCCGAUGUCUCGGUCGGUGCCAAUGAUAUUGCUGUCGUAUUCAUCAAUGCCGACUCUGGCGAGAAUUAUAUCACCGUUGAGGGCAAUUAUGGAGACCGAAAUUCAGCAGGCUUAUAUGCCUGGCACAAUGGCGAUGAUCUAGUUAAGGCUGCAGCCGAAAAGUUUGCAAACGUUGUUGUGGUUAUUCACACGGUUGGUCCUAUCGUGAUGGAAGAGUGGAUCGACCUUGACUCUGUCAAGGCUGUACUUGUCGCACACCUUCCAGGACAAGAAGCAGGCGACUCCCUCGUUGACGUGUUGUUCGGUGACUAUAGCCCAAGUGGGCACAUGCCUUAUACUAUCCCACAAAGCGAGUCCGACUACCCAGACAGCGUGAGCCUCAUCAACCAACCUUUUGGCCAAAUUCAAGAUACUUACACAGAGGGGCUUUACAUCGACUACCGUCACUUCAUUAAUGCAAACAUCACUCCCCGGUAUCCCUUUGGACAUGGACUUUCCUACACUACCUUCAGUCUCUCGAACCCUGCCAUGUCUGUUGUGACCGCGCUCGAUACUGCUUACCCUUCUGCAGCACCUGCAAAAGGAUCCACACCUGUCUAUAACAACUCGAUCCCGGCUGCUUCGGAGGUUGCAUGGUCCUCUACAAGCUUCACCCGUAUUUGGCGCUAUUUAUACCCCUAUCUUGACAACCCAGAGUCUAUUACCGCCUCCGACGACUAUCCGUAUCCCGUCGGAUACAACCUGACCCAGCCCGAGCCCCGAGCUGGAGGCGGACAGGGCGGAAACCCAGCUCUCUUCGAUACUGCAUUUACGGUCUCUGUUGAUGUCACGAACACCGGUUCCCGGGAUGGUAAAGCUGUCGCCCAGUUGUACGUCGAGCUUCCAUCUAGCCUAGCUGCGGACACACCGACACUCCAGCUCCGGCAGUUUGAGAAGACGAGCACCCUUGUCCCAGGACAGACUGAGACCUUGACGCUCAGCAUCACUCGCAAGGAUGUCAGCAUAUGGGAUGUUGAGGUACAGGACUGGAAAGCACCUGUCAAUGGCGAGGGAAUCAAGCUUUGGGUUGGUAACAGCGUUGCCGAUCUUCCUAUCAGUUGCGUUGUUGGAGGAGAAUGUUCUUCCGAAUGA